Messenger RNA from Eriocheir sinensis (Chinese mitten crab), 1374 nucleotides. RefSeq names its product proline-rich protein 36-like. Lineage: Eukaryota; Metazoa; Arthropoda; Malacostraca; Decapoda; Varunidae. The transcript is spliced from 7 exons. The annotation marks the transcript as partial. The record is from RefSeq and is a predicted model, not a curated record.
AGCCCCCUCACUCGCCUCUCAGCCCCCUCACUCGCCUCACAGCCCCCUCACUCGCCUCCAAGUCCCCACACUCGCCGCUCAGCCCCCUCACUCGCCUCUCAGCCCCCUCACUCGCCUCACAGCACCCUCACUCCCCUCCAAGUCCCCUCACUCGCCUCUCAGCCCCCUCACUCGCCUCACAGGCCCCUCACUCGCCUCGAAGUCCCCUCACUCGCCUCUCAGCCCCCUCACUCCCCUCCAAGUCCCCUCACUCGCCUCUCAGACCCCUCAUUCGCCUAUCAGCCCCCUCACUCGCCUCACAGCACCCUCACUCGCCUCUCAGCCCCCUCACUCCCCUCCAAGUCCCCUCACUCGCCUCUCAGCCCCCUCACUCCCCUCCAAUCCCCUCACUCGCCUCUCAGCCCCCCUCACUCGCCUCUCAGGCCCCUCACUCGACUCUCAGCCCCCUCACUCGCCUCUCAGCACCCUCACUCGCCUCUCAGCCCCUUCACUCGCCUCAGCCCCCUCCCUCCCCUCCCAGUCCCCUCACUCGCCUCUCAGCACCCUCACUCGCCUCCCAGCCCCCUCACUCCCCUCCAACACCCUCACUCGCCUCUCAGCCCCCUCACUCGCCUCACAGCACCCUCACUCGCCUCACAGCACCCUCACUCGCCUCUCAGCACCCUCACUCGCCUCACAGCCCCCUCACUCGCCUCACACACCCUCACUCGCCUCUCAGCACCCUCACUCGCCUCACAGCACCCUCACUCGCCUCUCAGCACCCUCACUCGCCUCCCAGCACCCUCACUCGCCUCCCAGCACCCUCACUCGCCUCCCAGCACCCUCACUCGCCUCCCAGCACCCUCACUCGCCUCCCAGCACCCUCACUCGCCUCCCAGCACCCUCACUCGCCUCUCAGCCCCCUCACUCGCCUCCCAGCACCCUCACUCGCCUCCCAGCACCCUCACUCGCCUCCCAGCACCCUCACUCGCCUCCCAGCACCCUCACUCGCCUCCCAGCACCCUCACUCGCCUCCCAGCACCCUCACUCGCCUCUCACCCCCUCACUCGCCUCUCAGCCCCCUCACUCGCCUCCAAGUCCCCUCACUCGCCUCUCAGCCCCCUCACUCGCCUCUCAGCCCCCUCACUCGCCUCCAAGUCCCCUCACUCGCCUCUCAGCCCCUUCACUCGCCUCUCAGCCCAUUCACUCGACUCUCAGCACCCUCACUCGCCUCUCACCCCCUCACUCGCCUCUCAGCCCCCUCACUCGUCUCGCAACCCCCUCACUCGCCUCUCCCGUGACCCAGAUUUCGUGUUACUCACCAAUGAGGGAGUGAGUCAUUCGGUGCUGAAGGCGGCAGUGAGUGAACCAUUCUUUGUCUUUGUUGACUCAUGA